AUGUCUUCCUAUGGACAGAUGAUUAGCUCGCGCUGUGCUGAGCCAUGUGAAGUAACGUGCCCACAACCAUAUGUCAACUGUUGGAAUGAACCUUGUGUCAGCUCGUGUGGAGACUCAAGAGCAAUCGUGUAUGCGCCGCCUGUUGUUGUGACUUUCCCAGGACCCAUUAUCAGCUCCUGCCCUCAAGAAAGUUUUGUGGGAACUGCCAUGCCUGAAAUUGAGGGUCAGAUGGGCUCCGGAGGUGGAGGAAUAGGUUCCGGAGGUGGAAUGGGCUCUGGAGGUGGAGGAAUGGGUUCCGGAGGUGGAAUGGGCUCCGGAGGUGGAGGAGUGGGCUCUGGUGGUUCCUGUGGUGGAGGCAGCUCUUAUGGGAUGGGCUCUCACGGUUCAGGAGGUUCUUGUGGUGGCAUAGGAGGGGGCUCAUAUGGUGGGGAGGGCUCAUGUGGUGGUGGACUCUCCCGUCUGGGAAGCUUUUACCGAAACUCGUAUUUUUCAGGAUAUGGUAGAUAUUACUCCCCCUUUUUUUCCAGAGGGUAUUAUAGGUAUCGCUAUGGAAACUAUGGACCAUUUUAA
Molecule: messenger RNA, 570 nt
Organism: Nestor notabilis (Kea)
Lineage: Eukaryota; Metazoa; Chordata; Aves; Psittaciformes; Psittacidae
Product: claw keratin-like
Exons: 1
Coding region: 1-570 (189 amino acids)
Cellular component (GO): intermediate filament
Molecular function (GO): structural constituent of cytoskeleton
Source: RefSeq, a predicted model, not a curated record